Messenger RNA from Lotus japonicus, 3012 nucleotides. RefSeq lists its product as uncharacterized. Gene Ontology annotation, biological process: reciprocal meiotic recombination. The transcript is spliced from 2 exons. Lineage: Eukaryota; Viridiplantae; Streptophyta; Magnoliopsida; Fabales; Fabaceae. The record is from RefSeq and is a predicted model, not a curated record. Bases 273 to 2582 code for a protein of 769 amino acids.
UUAUACAGUGCCAUGGUUUACAUAAAAGUAGCUCGUCAUUUUCAUUAUCUGAAUCCAAAACUUUGAUCGACAAAAAAAGAAUAAGAAUCCAAAAAUCACUUCUUGCGUAAAACUUGUCAUUGUUAGAAGUUCACAAUUAAGCUUGCUUCUGCGCCGCUUUGUAAAAUCAAUUCUUCUUUGCUUCUUCUUCUCUCUAUUCAGCAUCUUCUAAAAACACUGUUUGCGUGCGAUUGUUGAUGGCGUUUGUCGAUUAGUUAACUGCAAAUGCACCUAUGGCUUUCUCCUCCGCAUCUCUUCGCUCUUCCUCUUAUUCCUGCAGCUCACAGUUGUGGUGCUCUAUAAGGUGCAAUACGAAGCAGUGUAGUAGAGGAGGUUUGGUUGUCGUCGGAGGGAGAAAAGGUCGAAGUGUAGGGAAUGGUGUUUGUGUUGUUAGGUCGGUGUUGAAUGACAAUAGGUCGAGUGUUGGUAGUUAUGGAGGGGCUGAGCCUGCUAGGGUUCUUCUGGAGAGGUUGUUUGAGCAGACGCAGAAGCUGGAGAACCAGAUGAGUGGUGGGGAACAGGAUCUUCGGGGUUUGGAGACGGAUCUUUUGGCGGCGCUAACGGCGAUGAAGGAGAAGGAGGAUCAUUUGCAGGAAGUGGAGAGGGCUGUGGUGUUGGAGAAUGGGAAGUUGAAGCAGGCGAAGGAGGAGUUGGAGAGGCAAGAGAAUGAAAUUGAGGCUGCUCGCACCAGGUAUGAGAGGCUUGAGGAGGAGAUGAAGGAGGCUACUGGUUCUUUGGUGUCUCAAGCUGGCCAGAUAGAGGAACUGAAGCUCCGGCUUAGGGAUCGUGAUCAUGAGAUUGCUGAUGUCCGGAAUGCGCUGUUUUUGAAGGAAGAAGAAAUGGAGAAAAUGAGGACUGAUUUGGCCAAGAAGAGUGAGGAAGCUGCUUCUGUUGAUUCUGAGCUCAGACAGAAGGCUCAGCUUCUUAGUGAAGCAAAUGAGGUUGUGAACAAACAAGAAGUCGAGCUUCAGGAACUGAGGAGGGCUGUCUGGGAAAGGGAAGAAGAACUCCAAUUGUCUCUGGCCCUGAGGGAAACUGAAGAAGAAAAGCUCAAGGUUACAGAGGCAAAUUUGGAAAAGCAGGCGAUGGAGUGGAUGUUAGCACAGGAAGAACUUAGGAAGCUGCGGGAGGAGGCUUCAAGACAAGCGCAGGAAAGUAGUGAAACACUGGAGGAUUUCACAAGGGUAAAGAAGCUUCUCAGUGAUGUGAGGUCUGAAUUAGUUUCAUCUCAGCAAUCACUGGCAUCUUCUAGAUAUAAAAUGGAAGAACAAGAGCGUUUGUUAGAACAGCAGGCGGCAGAACUUACAGAGCAGAGGGAAAGUGUUAUGUCAUACAUGGAUAAUUUAAAAUAUGCCCAAAUAGAAGUGGAGAGUGAAAGAACAAAACUUAAGGUUGCAGAGGAAUUGAACAAGGAACUUGAACGGGAUCUGUCCCUCGAAAAGGAGCAUAUAAAGGAGUUACAAGAAGAGUUGAAGAAAGAGAGAGCUUCUUUGGAGCAGACAGUUCAAGAAGUGUCUUUGCUUCAGGAGGAAUUAGAGAAAAGAAGUGCAGAAUUUAGGGAAGCGAGUGCGCUUCUUCAGCUCAAAGAGUCAGAACUUGUUGAUGCUAAGCUAGAAAUCCAGCACUUGAAAUCUGAAAAGGCUUCUCUUCAGGAUCUCUUGGAGGAGAAAGACAUGGAACUUUACAAUGCUAGGAAGAUGCUGGUGGAGGUAAGCCAGGAAAUUUCUGAUCUUAAGAUGCUUGUGAACUGUAAAGAAACACAGCUUAUUGAAGCGGCCAAUAUGCUCAGGGAGAAAGAUGAGCACGUGAAGAUCAUCGAGAACAAGUUGAAUAAUACAAACCUGAAGGCUUUCGAGGCUGAAACUGUGGUAAAACGAAUUUUAGACCUCACUAAUCAACUGGUUACUUCCAUUAAUGAUGAAGACAUAAACUCACCGAGACCUCUAGAUGAAAUGGGUAAUCAACUACUCGAGCAACUUCUGGAGGAACCUAAUAAUGAUUUGAGGUGGCAACAAAAACGGCUUGAGAAUCAACUUGAGCUGACCAAAGAAAGCUUAAAAACAAAGGAGAUGGAAGUUCUUGCUGCUCAGAGGGCUCUAACAAUAAAAGAUGAGGAGCUUAAAAUGACUCUUGCAAGAUUGGAUGCAAAAGAGGAAGAGUUCAAAAAAGCUAAGGUGGAGAUGACAGAAGAUGCUAAUGAUCUUCAAAGGCUGUAUGCUUUUGCACAGGAGAGAAUUGGUGAGAAAACUAUGGGGGACUUGGCAGUUGAGAAGCUUCAGCUUGAGGCAGCUCAGCUUGAAGUUGAAGCUUGUACAAGCGCUCUGCAGAAACUUGCAGAAAUGAGUCGAAAACUAUUGAAUACGGCGAUCCUGAGUGUUGAGGCUGACAACUAUAUCCUGAAAAAUAAGGAUAGUAACCCCAACUCAAUCAAAAACAUCAAUAACAUUGAUGUUUUCAGUGUGGUAAAAGCAGGAGUUGCUCGACUUUCAUCUUUGACUGAACAGCUUGUGCUAGAAGCGGGUAUUUCUGCUGCUGCAAACUAGAAGAGGUAUUGAAGAAGGUUGGGCAGCGAUAAUGUAUGUUGUUGAGGCCAAAAGCCAUUGCAAGGCUAACCAGGCUUUUUGGUGGAUCAUAAUAAUAUCUUCACUUCAUUUGCAAGAUAUGCGUAGCCAUCAUAUCUGUUUAGUUGUGGAGGUGAAAUCUUAUUGUUGUACUAUAUUCAUUCAGAGUAUAUUUGAUUUGUUUUCGACAACAUGAAUAGAUGGAAAGAGUUUAGACUGUUUUCCCUCAUUUUCUACUAAAUCAUGUGUUGCAUCUUGCUUUCAAGAUUGUGUAAAAGGAGUGACAUAACUUUGUAUAAGACUGGCUUGUAAAUAUUCGUCAUUGAUGCUACUGUUAAAGGUGUAGCAUUUAUAGCAGCAAUGCUGAUUCAUUGCAAAUUUGCAACCAUCUAUAAUAUUUGUUCAGAUUCAA